AGCCCACGGGCGCUGCAGCUGCAGCCGCCACCAGCACAUGGAGCAGGGGUCCCCGAGGAUUGGGAAUCCCCGACCAGGCCUGCGCGUCCAGCCGCGCGGACCCCGGGGCCAGCCUGGCCGCGGCAAGUCAGGCAGUCUGCGGCAGGAGCGCCGGGCAUGGGCUUCGGCCGGGGGUGCAGGAGGCGCGCACCCUCCGGCCGGAUGGGCGGCGCAUUCAGGGCCCAGGAGGCCAUCCCAGGGGAGCCCCGCCAGCCCCCGCCGGAGCCCGAGCUGCAGUGCCACCUGCAAGUGGUGCGCUGGCUGCAGCUGUGGCAACCCCGGAUCCCGUCCUCCCGCCUCGCACCCAUCAGAGCGGACCCCGGGGGCGACGCAGUGGCGAUGUCGGGCUGUGGGCCCAGCGGUGGCACCAGGCGGAGAAGCACCACUCAACCCCAUCCCUGGGCUGCAGAGGGCCCAGCGCGGGGGGCUCCGAGCGUCGGGAGCCUGUGGAAGAGAAGAGCGCGCGGGCGACAGUUAAAACAGGCCCUGGGGCAGGGCGCGCCUCGCGCUCCAGGGAGCCCCGCCCGCGGCACCUCCGCAGCAACCGCCGCCUGCACUGGGCGCGCGAGAGCUGCUAGGGCGGUUUCUCUGCCUCGGGCCUGUUGGGCAGGGCCGGCUAAGGUGCGCGUGCUCGCUGGUCCUAACCCUUCUGUUGGGCGUUUCUGCUGAGAGGCGGGAGGCGCUGAGAGUCUGUGCGGAGGUCCGUGCACAGACUGCUUUGCCUGUUGUUGCUCUUCGGAGGCGGCGAUCCCGGAAGGCGAGCUGAAAUACGGCUGCAGGCUACAAUUUGCAGCCGACCAUUAUGGAAGACCACAAGCCAAAGAGGUGGCCCACCCUCAGGGACCGCUUGUGCUCGGAUGGCUUCUUAUAUCCCCAAUACCCCAUUAAAUCGUAUCAUCUGAAGAGGAUCCACAGAGCUGUCUUAUAUGGUAAUCUGGAGAAACUGAAGUACCUUCUGCUCACGUAUUAUGACGCCAAUAAGAGAGACAAGAAGGAAAGGACUGCCCUACAUUUGGCCUGUGCCACUGGCCAACCGGAAAUGGUACGUCUCCUGGUGUCCAGAAGAUGUGAGCUUAACCUCUGUGACCGUGAAGACAGGACACCUCUGAUCAAGGCUGUACAACUGAGGCAGGAGGCUUGUGCAACUCUUCUGCUGCAAAAUGGCGCCGAUCCAAAUAUUAUGGAUUUCUUUGGAAGGACUGCUCUGCACUACGCUGUGUAUAAUGAAGAUACAUCCAUGAUAGAAAAACUUCUUUCAUAUGGUACAAAUAUUGAAGAAUGCAGCAAGUGUGAAUAUCAGCCACUGUUACUUGCUGUGAGUCGAAGAAAAGUGAAAAUGGUGGAAUUUUUAUUAAAGAAAAAAGCAAAUGUAAACGCAAUUGAUUAUCUUGGAAGAUCAGCCCUCAUACAUGCUGUUACUCUUGGAGAAAAAGAUAUAGUCAUUCUUCUUCUGCAGCACAAUAUUGAUGUGUUUUCUCGAGAUGCGUUUCAAAAGAUUGCAGGAGAUUAUGCCAGUGAGGCUAAGAAUAGAGUCAUUUUCGAACUAAUUUAUGAAUACGAAAGAAAGAGAUAUGAAGAUCUUCCUAUAAAUAGCAAUCCAGUGUCUUCUCAGGAACAACCAGCCUUGAAGGCUACAAGUGGCAAGGAAGAUUCUAUUUCGAAUAUAGCCACACAAAUAAAGGAUGGACAAAAAUCUGGGACAGUGUCUUCUGAGAAACAACCGGCCUUGAAGGAUACAAGUGACAAGGACAAUUCUCUUUCGAACACAGCCACAGAAAUAAAAGAUGAACAAAAAUCUGGGACAGUGCUUCCUGCUGUUGAACAGUGUUUAAACAGGAGUCUCUACAGACCGGAUGCUGUUGCACAGCCUGUGACAGAGGAUGAGUUUGCUUUGGAAUCUGAGAUUACUUCAAAACUAUACAUCCCAAAGAGAAAGAUUAUUUCUCCACGAUCUAUAGAAGAUACGCUUCCUCCUGUUGAAGAGGCUGCUGACAGGUGUCUCUACCUACUGGACCGUUUUGCACAGGCUGUGGCAAAGGAUAAGUUUGCUUUGGAAUCUGAGAAUAUUUCAGAACCAUACUUUACGAACAGAAGGACUAUUUCUCAACAAUCUGCAGAAAAGUUAGAUGCUGCAUGUGGCAUUGACAAAACAGAAAAUGGAACCUUGUUUGAAGACCAAAAUGUUGAUAAGGAAGGAAAAGCACUACCAGCAACUGGACAAAAAGCAAAUGUGUCUCCUGAGCAACCGCCUUUAUUCACGCAUACGGUGAAAGACAGAGAUCACAUUUCAACUAGAUUCUUAGGAAGUAUGGAUUCACUAACUUCCAGUGAAGAAUCUUCUGAGCGACCUCCUUUAUCCACGCUUACUCUGAAAGAGGCAGAUCCCAGUUCAAAAGCAGCCAUGAGAAGGAAGGAUUCACCACCUCCAGGAAAAGUAUCUUCUCAGAAACAACCAGCUGAGAAGGCUACAAGUGAUGACAAAGAUUCUGUUCCAAAUAUAGCCACAGAAAUAAAGGAGGGACCAAUAUCUGGGACAGUGUCUUCUCAGAAACAACCAGCUGAGAAGGCUACAAGUGACGAGAAAGAUUCUGUUUCAAAUAUAGCCACAGAAAUAAAGGAGGGACAACAAUCUGGGACAGUGUCUCCUCAGAAACAAUCGGCCCAGAAGGUUAUAUUUAAAAAGAAAGUUUCUCUUUUGAAUUUUGCCACAAGAGUAAUAGGCGGUUGGAAAUCUGGAACAGUGUCUUCUCAGAAACAACCACCCUCAAAGGCUACAAGUGACAAGACAGAUUCUGCUUUGAAUAUAGCUACAGAAAUAAAGGAUGGACUACAAUGUGGGACAGUGUCUUCUCAGAAACAACCAGCCUUGAAGGCUACAACUGACGAGGAAGAUUCUGUUUCGAAUAUAGCCACAGAAAUAAAGGAUGGAGAAAAAUCUGGGACAGUGUCUUCUCAGAAACAACCAGCCUUGAAGGCUACAACUGACGAGGAAGAUUCUGUUUCGAAUAUAGCCACAGAAAUAAAGGAUGGAGAAAAAUCUGGGACAGUGUCUUCUCAGAAACAACCAGCCUUGAAGGCUGCAACUGACGAGGAAGAUUCUGUUUCGAACAUAGCCACAGAAAUAAAGGAUGGAGAAAAAAUUGGGACAGUGUCUUCUCAGAAAAAACCAGCCUUGAAGGCUACAAGUGAUGAGAAAGAUUCUUUUUCGAAUAUAACCAGAGAAAAAAAGGAUGGAGAAAUAUCUAGGACAGUGUCUUCUCAGAAACCACCAGGCUUGAAGGCUACAAGUGACGAGAAAGAUUCUGUUUUGAAUAUAGCCAGAGGAAAAAAGGAUGGAGACAAAACUAGGAGAGUGUCUUCUCAGAAACCACCAGCCUUGAAGGCUACAAGUGACGAGGAAGAUUCUGUUUUGAAUAUAGCCAGAGAAAAAAAGGAUGGAGAAAAAUCUAGAAAAGUGUCUUCUGAGCAACCACCAGGCUUGAAGGCUACAAGAGACAAGAAAGAUUCUCUUUUGAAUAUAGCCAGAGGUAAAAAGCAUGGAGAAAAAACUAGGAGAGUGUCUUCUCGGAAAAAACCAGCCUUGAAGGCUACAAGUGACAAGGAAGAUUCUAUUCCAAAUAUAGCCAAAGAAACAAAGGAUGAACAAAUAUCUGGGACAGUGUCUUCUCAGAAACAACCAGCCUUGAAGGCUACAAGUGACAAGAAAGAUUCUGUUUCGAAUAUACCCACAGCAAUAAAGGAUGGACAACAAUCUGGAAGAGUGUCUUCUCAGAAACAACCGGCCUGGAAGGCUACAAGUGUCAAGAAAGAUUCUGUUUCGAAUAUAGCCACAGAAAUAAAGGAUGGACAAAUACCUGGGACAGUGUCUUCUCAGAGACAACCAGCCUUGAAGACUACAGGUGAUGAGAAAGAUUCUGUUUCGAAUAUAGCCAGAGAAAUAAAGGAUGGAGAAAAAUCUGGGACAGUGUCUCCUCAGAAACAAUCGGCCCAGAAGGUUAUAUUUAAAAAGAAAGUUUCUCUUUUGAAUAUUGCCACAAGAGUAAUAGGCGGUUGGAAAUCUGGAACAGAGUAUCCUGAGAAUCUGCCCACCUUGAAGGCUACAAUUGAAAAUAAAGAUUCUGUUCUGAAUACAGCCACCAAAAUGAAGGAUGUACAAACAUCCACACCAGCAGAACAAGACUUAGACAUGGCAUCAGAGGGAGAGCAAAAGAGGCUUGAAGAAUAUGAAAAUAACCAGCCACAGGUGAAAAACCAAAUACAUUCUAGGGAUGACCUUGAUGACAUAAUUCAGUCAUCUCAAACAGUCUCAGAGGACGGUGACUUGCUUUGCUGUAAUUGUAAGAAUGUCAUAUUACUCAUUGAUCAACAUGAAAUGAAGUGUAAAGAUUGUGUUCACCUAUUGAAAAUGAAAAAUACAUUUUGUUUAUGGAAAAGAUCAAUAAAACUUAAAGAUAACCACUGUGAGCAACUUAGAGUAAAAAUUCAAAAAAUGAAAAAUAAGGCUAGUGUACUACAAAAGAGACUAUCUGAAAAAGAAGAAAUAAAAUCGCAGUUAGAGCAUGAAACACUUGAAUUGGAAAAAGAACUCUGUAGUUUGAGAUUUGCCAUACAGCAAGAAAAAAAGAAAAGAAGAAGUGUUGAAGAGUUGCACCAAAAAGUUAGGGAAAAGUUAAGAAUCACAGAAGAGCAAUAUAGGAUAGAAGCUGAUGUGACAAAACCAAUUAAACCGGCUCUCAAAUCAGCGGAGGUGGAAUUGAAGACAGAAGGAAAUAAUUCAAAUCAGGUUUCUGAAACUGAUGAAAAAGAAGACCUGCUGCAUGAAAACCGCUUGAUGCAAGAUGAAAUUGCCAGGCUCAGGCUGGAAAAAGACACAAUAAAAAACCAAAACCUGGAAAAGAAAUACUUAAAAGACUUUGAAAUUGUGAAAAGAAAGUGUGAAGACCUUCAAAAGGCUCUAAAACGGAAUGGGGAAACAUUAGCAAAAACGAUAGCCUGUUAUAGUGGACAGCUUGCUGCUCUGACGGAUGAAAACACAACGCUCCGUUCCAAACUGGAGAAGCAAAGAGAGAGCAGGCAAAGACUGGAAACAGAAAUGCAAUCAUACCGUUUUAGACUGAAUGCUGUUCUAUGUGAUCAUGAUCCUAGUCACUCAUCAGAAAGAGACCAAGAGCUUGCUUUCCAGGGCACAGUAGAUAAAUGUUGUCAUUUACAGGAAAAUUUGAAUUCUCAGGUUCUGAUUCUUUCUCUGCAACUUUCUAAAGCUGAGAGUAAGUCCAGAGUCCUCAAAACUGAGCUCCAUUACACAGGAGAGGCUCUGAAAGAAAAGGCUUUGGUUUUUGAACACGUGCAAAGUGAGCUAAAGCAAAAACAGAGUCAAAUGAAGGACAUUGAAAAAAUGUACAAAAGUGGAUACAAUACAAUGGAAAAAUGCAUAGAAAAGCAGGAAAGAUUUUGUCAACUAAAAAAACAAAAUAUGUUGCUUCAACAGCAACUGGAUGAUGCUCACAACAAAGCUGACGCUCAAGAAAAAGCAAUAUUUAAUAUUCAAGCCAGAUGUGAUGCUAGAGUACAAAACCUUCAAGCUGAGUGCAGAAAGCACCGUCUUUUACUAGAAGAAGACAAUAAAAUGUUGGUCAAUGAAUUGAAUCAUUUGAAAGAAAAAGAAUGCCAAUAUGAAAAAGAGAAAGCAGAAAGAGAAGUAGCUGUGAGACAGCUUCAACAAAAACGAGAUGAUGUCUUAAACAAACAAUCAGCAACAAAAGCUUUGCUGGAUGCUUCAUCGCGUCACUGCAUCUAUUUAGAAAAUGGGAUGCAGGAUUCAAGGAAGAAAUUAGACCAGAUGAGAAGUCAAUUUCAAGAAAUACAGGAUCAACUUACAGCUACUAUAAGAUGUAUUAAGGAGAUGGAAGGCGACGCACAAAAGCUUGAAGUAGAACAUGUGAUGAUGAGAAAAAUUAUUAAAAAACAGGAUGACCAAAUUGAGCGGCUUGAGAAAAUCCUGCAGCAUUCAAGUUUGAUGCUGCAGGUGUUUGAGAGCUAGAUGAAGAUAUGGACAUUUCUGGAAUUGCAGAGCCCCCUCUACAUUGAGCACAAGACAGUGACGAAUCCACAUUGUUCAGCCAGAAAGUCACCUCUGAGAGCCAAGUGUCUGACUAUAGACAGGAGAGUCAAAGAAUGAUAACGACAUCUCAGGAAAAUUGUGAAAAUAAUCAGCAAGCUUUCUCCACAGACACUACCCAAAGCGGUCCUUCACUACAGUGGCAGACAGACCUGAAAAUUUUCAUCUGAAGCAGCAGAGUGAACUGCAGAGUCAGGUCACCAACCAGUGUGGAGGCGAAAAGCGGGCCUCUCUGGGGAUUCCAGGUGGAAGUGUUGGACAUCUGUACUAUUCCUGGUCUCGAAUCAUCCUGAUAUUCUUCAUUUUGUUAUUCACAUUGGACCAGGAGAUAGAAUCUGACUAUGUUGACCAGGCUGGUCUUGAACUCUUGGCACCCAAGCGAUCCUUUUGCCUGGAAUCCCAAAGUGUCAGAUUUACUGAAGAACAUUUCAUUGUAAUUACUUUUUAUACUUUAUAGGUCAAGAGCUCUGUUUUAAAGACAAAAUUUAUUGAAUAUACUUUUUCAAACAAAGUUUCAUGUUCUAAUCAUUGUCUGAUUUCAGCAUUAAAUGAAACACAGUAAAGAAAGUUGGGCUGA
This is a messenger RNA of Gorilla gorilla gorilla (western lowland gorilla), 6734 nucleotides long. RefSeq names its product ankyrin repeat domain-containing protein 36C. The record is from RefSeq and is a predicted model, not a curated record. The transcript is spliced from 69 exons. The coding region runs from base 842 to 6079 and encodes 1745 amino acids. NCBI's taxonomy places the organism in Eukaryota, Metazoa, Chordata, Mammalia, Primates, Hominidae. Gene Ontology annotation, molecular function: protein binding.